AAAGUAUUAAACAUGGCGUCGUUUAUACGUGUGAAACGAAGAUACAAUGAAGAACCAUCGAAUGUUUUGCUUAUUGCGUGUAAAAAAAGUAAAAUUAUCGAAAAUGAAGGAGUUGAAAAUGCAUACAACGACGAACCGGUAACUGCAGUUGUGAAAUUCGCUGGAACAGUCAAGGAUCAAGACGAAGAUGCAAUCAAACGUUUGGCAAAGACAGUUAGAAAAAAUGAAUUAAAAGAAAAUUUUAAGAAGCACAUGGUAGAUAUUAAAAACAUGUUACGCACACAGAUUAAAAAUAAUUCUAUUCAAAGUAGAUACAAGAUAGUUAAUCGCCAUCGUUCAAUGGAUGAAUCCAAUAUAGAGGAAUCAGGAGAUAAUUUAACUGUAAUAGACAUCGAGGAGACUUUGUCGUAUUCCAUUCCGGUUGAAAAAGAUUCUGAAACGAUUGACAAUUUUGUAUACGACUUGUAUUAUACUGAACACGGUAUGAUUACUAUAGACGAUGAUGUUGUAUACAUGCAAGGCGUAGAAGAAGAGUUAGUAUAUGAUUUGGAAGAAAAUGAUGAACCUGAGUAUUCAUCAGAUGAUUCCAAUUCUGAAUCGAGAUGGAAUGAUUAUCCUGAUAGUGACCAGGAAGAAAAUGGAGAAGAUGAAGACGAAGAGGACUUUUUAAGUACAGGUAUUAAAAGAUGUACCUUAAACGAUGAUUACCAAGAUGCAGAAUUAGAUUCCGAUUCGAGCAUAGAUGAUUUUAUUUAUAGUGUAGAUAAAAAUGAUGUGAAAUAUUUUGGUUAUAAGUAUGCGAGGUAUAAAGCGAGAACAAAUAAAAAUUUAGCAAUGGGUAAUUAUAGUCAUAAUAAUGAAUUAGAAUUUGAUUUUGAAGGUAUCGAUGAGAGUAUAAGCAAUGAUGAGUAUAAUAAUGAUAGUUCUUCAUGCGAUUCUUCCGAUCAUGAUAAUGAUUACUAAAAAUUUUUAUUACAAUAAUUUAGUAACAUCGUUGACUAAGUUACAAAAAUUUCAAAUAAUUAUUGAAUUUUUUCUUUUUAUUUUAAAGAAAUACACAAACAAUAUAUUUUAAUUAGCAUUCCAGAAAAAAAGACUGUACGAUAAAAACAAAUUAUCAUAUAUAUUGUUUCUUUGGCAAACAUUGUUUCUUUUGCAGUAGUGUGCAUUGAUUAUCUUUAUCCUAUAGUGUUGUUAUAAUAUUCAAAAUGAAAAGAAAAGAAAUAUUUUCAAUACAUACAAGA
Messenger RNA from Polistes canadensis, 1244 nucleotides. RefSeq names its product probable RNA polymerase II nuclear localization protein SLC7A6OS (gene fs(2)ltoPP43). NCBI's taxonomy places the organism in Eukaryota, Metazoa, Arthropoda, Insecta, Hymenoptera, Vespidae. The record is from RefSeq and is a predicted model, not a curated record. The transcript has 3 exons. The coding region runs from base 13 to 963 and encodes 316 amino acids. Gene Ontology annotation, biological process: developmental process.